This is a messenger RNA of Lucilia sericata (common green bottle fly), 2469 nucleotides long. It is a transcript of the gene Orc2, whose product is annotated as origin recognition complex subunit 2. Gene Ontology annotation, biological process: DNA replication. NCBI's taxonomy places the organism in Eukaryota, Metazoa, Arthropoda, Insecta, Diptera, Calliphoridae. Bases 445 to 2379 code for a protein of 644 amino acids. Gene Ontology annotation, molecular function: DNA replication origin binding. The record is from RefSeq and is a predicted model, not a curated record. The transcript has 5 exons. Gene Ontology annotation, cellular component: nucleus; nuclear origin of replication recognition complex.
AUUGUAAACAAACAGUAACUGAGCUUCAAAAACAAUAGAGAAAAAUUAAAUUAAUAAAAUGUUCCAAGGAAUAAUUAAAGAAAUUAAAGUGUUCCAAAGACUAAUUAAAGAAAUUAAAUGUAAUCCUUACGAAAAUAUAAAACAGUAAAGUGAAAAUAGUAAAUUUGUGAUCACUGUAGGUGUUGCAUUCCAAUAAGACUCCAAGCUAGCAUUUAAGUAAAAUAAACAGCUCUCUGUUAAAAAAAAACCUAUUUAUUGACAUUUCGUAUACACCCUGUCCUCAAAACAACCCUGUUUUUGUUUACAAAUGGCGCAAAAAAACCAAGAUGUCAAAAAAAAUAUAAACAUCUGCUUGAAAAUUUGCAAACAACAAACCAAAUCAGUGAAAAAAACUUUAAAAUAAAUUAAACACUAUAGAAAAAUUAUCAAGGCCUAUAAAUUAGAAUGUCUACUACACCCACAAAAAUAAAUAAUAGGGAACAAGAUUAUAAAACGCCCAAAAAACAAAAUGCUGCCAAGGCUAAGACGCCCAAAUCGAAAGGUUUAAAAGCCGUAGAAAAUUUAAUGCAUCAUGAAACAACCACAGAAAGUUCAGCCUCUAAUUCAGCAGCUGAUGAGCCUUUUGAAGUUUUGGUGGAAGAUACUGAUGAAGAAAAUACCUUGGACACUUCUAAGACCUGUAGAAGAUCGGGACGCACUAUAAGCCCUAAUAAAAGGUAUGCGGGAGAUUUUGUCUUAGAUUCUGGAGGAGGUCGUGGUAGUAAUCGUAAAAGACAAUCUAAUGCUCGAACUGAAGUCACUGAUGAAGAAGAGGAUGAUACAGAUGCAGAUUUUGUUAUCGAUACUGUGGCCAAACCUAAAGCAGGAGAUUUACAAUUACUAGAGGAUGAGGUAGAGCUGGCCGGUAAAGAAAUGUUUGGUUUUAAUACACCCAAGAAAAAGGGUGGUAUGGCUUUGGCUGCUAUGAAUACACCCAAAAUGCCUACAACUCCAAAAACACCUAAGACCCCUGGUCGGCUGGGUAAGACACCAGAUGGUAAAAGAGCCAAAAAGUCGUUGGAACCUAAAACUCCCUCUAGAGUGCGUAAUAAAGUUAAAAAUCAAAUUGCUAAACUGGUGGAGGCUGCAUCUGGUUCUGAUUUCUCCGGGGAUGAAAGUGAUUUUGCUCCUUCGGGUAGUGAAAGUUCCUCUAGUGAUACUGAUUCCUCAGGAGAAGACCAUGAAGCAGAUGAUGAGCCUAAAACACCUUGUAAGGGACGUAAACCCAUAGUAGUGCCCAUACUACCCAAAACUCCCUCUGCGGCUCGCUUAAGACAAUCAUCACGAGUUAAGAAAAACGCUGACUAUGUACCAGAAUGUGAAAGUUAUUUUCAAUCACACUCCAGCAGUAAAAUUCUCACAUCUGAUCAUACCUUAGAUCGUUUAAAAAAUCCACGUUUACCGGCCGAUCGUCUGUUUUCACUUUUGUCAGAAAUGAAAUUGUCUAGCGAACAUGAAACCUCCAUAAAUGCCAUUAUGGAAGAAUACAAAUCAUAUUUUCCCAAAUGGCUGUAUAUUCUAAAUGAAGGUUAUAAUAUUUUGCUUUAUGGUUUAGGCUCUAAACGACAACUUUUACAGUCAUUUCAUCGCACUGUACUGUCUCAACAAUGUGUUUUAGUAAUCAACGGUUUCUUUCCCAGUUUAACAGUGAAAGAUAUUCUCGAUAGUAUUACAAAUGAUAUUUUAGAUGCUGGCAUUAGUCCGGGUAAUCCUCAUGAGGCUGUUGAUAUGAUUGAAGAGGAAUUUGCUUUAAUACCUCAAACACAUUUGUAUUUAAUCGUACAUAAUCUGGAUGGUUCUAUGCUAAGAAAUUCAAAGGCUCAAUCGAUUUUGGCGCGUUUGGCAAAAGUACCUAAUAUUCAUAUGUUAGCAUCGGUGGAUCAUAUUAAUACACCUUUGUUAUGGGAUCAUACAAAACUUAGUAAUUUUAAUUUCUCUUGGUGGGAUUGCACCACUAUGCUGCCAUACUCGGAUGAAACAGCCUUCGAAAAUUCCCUCUUAGUACAAAAUUCUGGCGACUUGGCUUUAUCCUCUUUGCGCAGUGUCUUCUUAUCAUUGACCACUAACUCUCGAGGUAUUUACAUGAUUAUUGUUAAACAUCAAUUGAAAAACAAAGGAAAUGCUAAUUAUCAAGGCAUGCACUUUAAGGAUCUAUAUUGGAGUUGUCGAGAAGCCUUUUUGGUCAGUUCAGAUUUAGCUUUAAGAGCUCAAUUAACCGAAUUUUUAGAUCACAAAUUGGUAAAAUCAAAAAGAAGUGUAGAUGGCUCUGAACAGCUGACCAUACCUAUAGAUGCUGGUCUAUUGCAGCAGUUUUUGGAUGAACAGGAGAAAAAAGAUUAAAUUUUAUUCGUAAGAAAAAAUAUUUAAAGUUAUUUAUUGAAUUUUUUUAUAUAUUUUUUUUUUUGCAAAUACAAGCACAAGUUGUUAAGA